AUGUGCGCGAGUGGCGGUGAUACGGCUGCGUCUGUCACCGGCAGAUACCCUGGGGCGGUCCUCACUCCCACGUCUGGCCACACCGCGAUGCCUGUCUGGUGGGCGAGGCCGACUUGUGUUCAGUGUAUCCACCGCCUCCCGGCAUGCCGGCGGGCAGCUGCGACUACGUCGUCGGUGCGCUCGGCUCUUCCCGACGCCGGGCCAGGACUACGGUGGCGCAUACCGGGAGAAACAUCCGAACUGGAACGGGCGGCGGUCUCUGCCACACGUGGGUGGGUUGAAGGCCACGUUCCCGGUCUGCAGACACUCGUCGUCUCUUUUACGGACUACUUGUACGAGGACCACAUAACGCGCCCGGCAGCUCGACUGCCCGAGCUCAAGGCCAUGCUGCUUGAACCCUUGGCUGAUGCGUUCGCCCCGUUAGCGUCGACCCAGAAACAGCCCUUCGUGGUGGAGCUGCCGAUCGCCGUCUUCGACGACCUUAUCCACCUCAAGUGCUUUGCCACGGAGGCCCGCGAACACCACUUUGUCGAGGGGUGGGAAUGGCUGCGGUACCCGAUAGCACGCAGCGACAAGGAGCUGUUCUACUACAUCAAGCAGGGCACGGAGACCGGUCUGUUCUGGGAUUACCAGGGCAGACCUGGGAACUAUGGGCACCAUUCAGGACAUUUGGUUCUUAGCUAA
Molecule: messenger RNA, 684 nt
Organism: Emericellopsis cladophorae
Lineage: Eukaryota; Fungi; Ascomycota; Sordariomycetes; Hypocreales; Bionectriaceae
Exons: 1
Coding region: 1-684 (227 amino acids)
Source: RefSeq, a predicted model, not a curated record